Messenger RNA from Paramecium tetraurelia, 555 nucleotides. RefSeq lists its product as uncharacterized. NCBI's taxonomy places the organism in Eukaryota, Ciliophora, Oligohymenophorea, Peniculida, Parameciidae. The transcript has a single exon. The record is from RefSeq and is a predicted model, not a curated record.
AGCUUUCUUAAAGGGGAAAAAGUUAUGAUGUAGGAGAACAGUAAUUUAAUGCCUGUCGAUGAGAUCUGGAGACAAUUGAGUAAAGUGACGACAACUGUAAACAGGAAUGUGGAAAGGAUGUCUCAGUUAUUGGAUCAACUCAUUACUCAUGCUCUUUCAAAUGAAUGUGAUUACAUAGAGAUUCCUCAGAGGAAGGAUGAUCAUGUGAAGGAAAGAGAAAAAUAUGCGAAUGAUUAUAAAAAAUGUAUACUUCGUGAGUUGAAUGAGAAAUUGAAUUGGACCAUUAGGGGUUCUAAGAACGUUUGCAACAAAUGCCAAAUGAUUUGCAAAACUAGAAAAGGUUAUUUGCUUCAUUUGUUACAGAAACAUUGUGAGUACAAAUUCUAUUUGUGUGUAAAGUGUUAUGAUAAAUUUGAUAAUUUUAAUAAAUUUAAAUAACAUUUAUGCAAUAACCACGAUGAAAUAAUGAUAUUUUAAGUGACCGAAUAAAUACAACAAUUGAUAGAUCAUGGAGCCAGAGAAAUGUCAAAGAAUGAUCUAUAAAAUAUCAUUUGA